Lutzomyia longipalpis is the source of this 989-nucleotide messenger RNA. RefSeq lists its product as uncharacterized. Gene Ontology annotation, cellular component: nucleus; transcription regulator complex. The coding region runs from base 120 to 878 and encodes 252 amino acids. The record is from RefSeq and is a predicted model, not a curated record. Lineage: Eukaryota; Metazoa; Arthropoda; Insecta; Diptera; Psychodidae. Gene Ontology annotation, biological process: regulation of transcription by RNA polymerase II. The transcript has 2 exons.
UUUGCAGUUUAUAUAUAUUUUUAUCAUGGAAUUAUCUUGUUAACAUUAUGAGAUUCAAGGACAUUGCUGGCUUACAAAAACGUCAAAACAAAAAAGCGCAAGUGGCCUACUGAGACGCAAUGGAAGAGAAAAUGUUUGAUGAAAAAUUAAUUCGUGAAAUUCAGAAGCGUCAGAGUUUGUACGACAAGACCAAUGAGGAUUACAAUAACUACAAAGUAAAGGAUCAAGCGUGGGAGGACAUUUCAAACCUACUUAAUGCCCCCGUGAUGAAGUGCAAGGCACGAUGGAAAAGCCUGCGGGAACGCUUUGUCCGGGAAGUGAAGCGGAAUCGACGGUUGGGCUAUCCGGAAGACAGCACACGAUGGAAUCACUUCAAGAAGAUGCAUUUCAUCAAAGACUUCAUCUGCCCCCGCAAUAGAUAUCCCAACGACAAUGGACCACAGAGGAUACCCCGAGCCAGGCAGAAUGUUACCCAACUCAGUGACUUUAUGGAAAUUAUGAGUGAUUCAUCCGGAGGGGAAGAGCAUCCAAUUGAACAGCCAUCACAUGUUGAGGUGUCUCCCAGCAAAAGCAGAGAGAGCAGAGAUCUGGAGGAGGAGGAGGAGGAAGAUCCUAUUGGGACAAAUGGCGAGAUUUUUGCUUCACCUUCUCAUGUUGCUGCUGCUGCGGGCCAAAGAGAAAUUCCAAUUCAAUCGCCAACAAUAAGUGCUGCAAAUGCGGGAUUUUUCCUGAUGAUGGAUAAAUUAUUUCAGAAAAUCCCUCCAGAAAAUUUAGUUGAUACCCAAAUGGAAAUUCUCAAUUUUCUGCAUCAGAAAAUGUUCGGAAAGAGAGGAAAAGCUCCCAAAACUGAAGACCCAGACUAUGAAUCUGAUGAAUGAGUUUAAAAUGCACUCAUUUUGUUGCCAAAAAGGUCCUUCAAAAAAUUCCUUUUUAUACCUUAACGUAAUGUAUUGUAAUGAAUAAUUUAAUAAAAUUUUAUAAAAUAAAAC